GAAGACCAAUGUUUACCACUGCAAAGAAUCCCAAAUGAGAAUAAGCUUCUGGAUGCUUCUAAUCUUUGCAUACAUGUACAUGUCUUGACAUGUUUGGAAGGUUUGGUGCAAAGAAAGCAAAAGAAAACGUAGACAACAAAAAGUAUUACGAGUUGCUUGGUGUUCCCACCAAUGCAUCAAAAGAUGAGAUAAAGAAAGCAUAUAGGAAGUUGGCUGUCAAACUACAUCCUGACAAAGGCGGUGAUGAAGAAAAGUUCAAGGAGGUAACAAGAGCUUUUGAGGUACUUUCAGAUGAUGAGAAACGCAGAGUAUAUGACGAAUAUGGUGAAGAAGGACUUUCUCAACAAGGCUUAGGAGCAAGUAUGAAUGCCGAAGACAUAUUUGAGGCAUUCUUUGGUGGAGGUCUUUUUGGAAGGUCAAAGGGAAAAAGUCGAGGACCGAAGAAAGCUGAGGAUGUUGUGCAUACGUUGAAAGUAACUCUUAAAGAUCUUUAUCUGGGAAAGACAGCCAAGUUAGCGUUGAACCGACAUCGGAUUUGUGGUGAUUGUUCAGGAAAGGGAACGAAGAGUGGAACUGAAGCAGUUACUUGUUCUCUAUGUAGUGGAAGAGGCAUAAGAGUCCAAAUUCGCCAAAUGGGUCCUGGAAUGAUACAGCAAGUUCAGACCACGUGUUCGGAAUGUAGUGGUAGUGGAGAAACCAUUCGAGAUAGUGAUAAGUGUUCCAAGUGUCACGGCAAGAAAGUGGUAAGCGAGAAGAAAAUUCUGGAAGUCUACGUUGAGCCUGGUAUGGAAAGUGGUCAAAAGAUUGUUAUAUCUGGAGAGGCUGAUGAAGCUCCAGGUUGUUUACCUGGAGAUGUUAUUAUUGUUGUCGAAGAAAAACCUCAUGAAGUUUUUCGGAGACAGGGCAUUCAUUUAUUAAUGAAGAAAGAUAUUCAUUUAGUAGAAGCACUUUGUGGAAUGACAGCUGUUGUUGACCACUUAGACGGACGAAAGUUGCUAUUGAAAACGGAACCUGGUGAGAUUAUUCAUCCUGAUAUGCUCAAAUCCAUUAUUGGUGAAGGAAUGCCCACGUAUCGUAUUCCUAGUCAGAAGGGUAACUUGAUUAUCCAGUUUCACAUUUUAUUUCCGAAAUUCCUUUCUUCAGAGCAACAAGUCUUAUUGGAGAGAACUUUGGGUCCUCGACCAGAUAUUUCGAUGGAAAGUGAUAACUUUGAACAAGUGCAGAUGGUAGAUUUUGACUCGGAACAGUUGAGAGACUCGGCCAAGUCUAAUGAAGGGAAUAUUUAUGAUGAAGACCAAGAUAACAAUGAACAUACAAGCCGUGUCCAAUGUGCACAACAAUAAAUAUUAUUUGAUAACUUUUUUUAUAUAGAGUUCAAUAUAAUUGUGUACAAAUUG
Messenger RNA from Galdieria sulphuraria, 1397 nucleotides. RefSeq names its product molecular chaperone DnaJ. Gene Ontology annotation, molecular function: ATP binding; Hsp70 protein binding. The transcript has a single exon. Gene Ontology annotation, biological process: response to heat; protein refolding. The record is from RefSeq and is a predicted model, not a curated record. Gene Ontology annotation, cellular component: cytosol; cytoplasm. NCBI's taxonomy places the organism in Eukaryota, Rhodophyta, Bangiophyceae, Galdieriales, Galdieriaceae. The coding region runs from base 90 to 1343 and encodes 417 amino acids.